AUGGUGGAGAGUUUUUUAGUAAUGAUUGCAAACAGUUGUUACAGAGAUAUGGUAAAUUACAUGAGAGCUCGUCUUUACACGCCACAUCAAAAUGAUGUUGUUGAAAUGAGGCACAGACACAUCCUUAAAACUGCCAGAGCAAUCAAGUUUCAAGGAGGUCUGCCUAACAGUUUUUGGGGCUUAUACAUAGAGUCAGCUAUAUAUGUUUUGAAUAGAAUACCCUUCAAUGUGCUCAAUGGCAAGUCAUCUUUUGAAUUAUUGUAUAACAAACUUCCUUCAUUAGUGCAUUUGAGAGUUAUAAGGUGCUUGUCUUUUGCAACCAAUCUUACUCAGAAGGAAAAAUUCAGCCCUAGGGUUGUGAAGGCUAUACUAGCUGGUUAUAGUACAUAUCAGAAAGGGGCACAAGAAGAUGUCACUAUGCUACAGUACCACUUCUCAUAUGAUGAUUUGACAGUGCAUUCUCUUCCUGUUGACAUUGGAUCAGAGGAUCAUGAAGUUUUACCUCCCAUUAAUGUUGAUAUAGAAGAGGAGAAUAAUGGUGUUAAAAUGGAGGGGGAGAAUAAUAGAGCUAAUAUGGGGUUACCGCAUGAAAAUAUUAGUAUUGUUUCAGACAACAACAUUGAAGAGGUUUUGCCUUCUAAUGCUAAUACUUCUGAUAUCAGGAGAUCAACAAGGAGAUCCAAACCUUAUAUAUGGCACAAAGACUAUGUAGUUAAGGCAUGA
Messenger RNA from Solanum tuberosum (potato), 723 nucleotides. RefSeq lists its product as uncharacterized. The transcript has 2 exons. The coding region runs from base 1 to 723 and encodes 240 amino acids. Lineage: Eukaryota; Viridiplantae; Streptophyta; Magnoliopsida; Solanales; Solanaceae. The record is from RefSeq and is a predicted model, not a curated record. Gene Ontology annotation, molecular function: nucleic acid binding.